AUGAAAAACAAUUGUGGGAUGAAUGUUGCCAGCACUACAAUCACUUUAGUAGGCUUUGCUUUUCUCUCAACAAACUUGGUAACUAGCAUCUUGUUAUUCAAGAGUUGUCAGUCUGCACCAUCAUGGGACUUAUGCAUUUACCUGGGUUGCCUUGUGUUUUUAAUGCUGAUCUUUACCUUGAUAGAAUUAUGCAUAACCAUCUCUAACUCAGCCAUGGGGUGCAAAGCAAACUGCUUUAGUUCAAGAGAGAUGGGUUUGUUUAAAUGA
Molecule: messenger RNA, 267 nt
Organism: Artibeus jamaicensis (Jamaican fruit-eating bat)
Lineage: Eukaryota; Metazoa; Chordata; Mammalia; Chiroptera; Phyllostomidae
Gene: MS4A3
Product: membrane spanning 4-domains A3
Exons: 2
Coding region: 1-267 (88 amino acids)
Source: RefSeq, a predicted model, not a curated record